Messenger RNA from Laetiporus sulphureus 93-53, 1029 nucleotides. RefSeq names its product NAD(P)-binding protein. NCBI's taxonomy places the organism in Eukaryota, Fungi, Basidiomycota, Agaricomycetes, Polyporales, Laetiporaceae. The transcript is spliced from 7 exons. The coding region runs from base 159 to 956 and encodes 265 amino acids. The record is from RefSeq and is a predicted model, not a curated record.
CACGCGACGCCUUGGAUACGCUAAACAAUGUGCGGAAUUCGCAGUGGGUGGCUGCGAAAACGAUCGAGCGUCUUCUUUCACCCAUAUAUAUAAAAUGCUGAACGGACGAUCAGCAUACCUCCCACACUUGACCUGCAACCAGAUACCCACAGUUCGCUAUGCCUAGCAUCACCGACUGCAAAUGCGUCCUCGUCAUCGGUGCCACCGCCGGCAUUGGUCGCGCCCUCGCGCUCGUUAUACAUGAGCUGCCGUCCAAGCCAACCGUGAUCGUGGCGGGGCGUCGCCAGGAGAGGCUAGAUGAACUUACGGAGGAGGGGGACAGGAUCAAGGCUGUGAAUUUUGACGUGAACAGCGGUCGUGAUGCCCUGAAGAGUUCUGUCCAGGACAUCGUCACCAAUUAUCCUGAUCUCGAUGCAGUGAUGUUUUCAUCCGGCAUUCAGCAUAUCUUUGAUUUCAAGAAACCCGAGUCAGUCGAUCUUGACAAGCUCGAAACGGAGCUGAACACGAAUUAUACGUCCAUAAUCAGAAUGACAACGUUCUUCUUACCUCACUUUCUGAAGCUGAGCGAAAGAGGACGCCCGUCGUUCAUCAUCACGGUAACCUCCGGUUUGGCGAUUGUCCCUGGCCCCUGGGUGCCGAACUACUGCGCCACGAAGGCCGCUCUCCACAGCUUUUCUUUGUCUUUGGACCAGCAGCUGAAGGACACGAACGUGACUGUGAUGGAGAUCAUCCCUCCGCUGGUCGAGUCCGAACUGCACGACCAUCAAGGCACCACUCCGAAGUAUUCCAAAUUCUGGAUGCCGUUGGACGAGUUCACGAAGGGCGCCAUGGAAGGCCUCAAGCGCGGCGACCUGCAGAUCCCCGUCGGAACAGCUGCGCAGCAGUGGGAGGUGUUCGAGAAAGGGAAGGCGGAGAAAGCUGCAAAGACCCAGGAGAUUUUUCAGAAGAAUGCCUGAACUUCUAUUAGAAAUGGUGGAGGACCUGGUGUACAAUGAUGAUUGCAGAGAGAAAUGAAUACCGAUAUCGAUC